Messenger RNA from Alosa alosa (allis shad), 792 nucleotides. It is a transcript of the gene cdc42l, whose product is annotated as cell division cycle 42, like. Gene Ontology annotation, molecular function: GTPase activity; GTP binding. The transcript is spliced from 6 exons. Gene Ontology annotation, cellular component: dendritic spine. Gene Ontology annotation, biological process: small GTPase-mediated signal transduction; modification of synaptic structure. The record is from RefSeq and is a predicted model, not a curated record. Lineage: Eukaryota; Metazoa; Chordata; Actinopteri; Clupeiformes; Clupeidae. The coding region runs from base 99 to 674 and encodes 191 amino acids.
AAUGCUGCGCUGUGCGCUUGUGUCUACUACGUCAGUACGCAGAGCAGCCGCAGUUGAAAACCCGGACGUAACCAACGCCUAGUUGCCGGAGAGAAACGAUGCAGACCAUAAAGUGUGUAGUGGUGGGGGAUGGUGCUGUGGGGAAGACAUGCCUUCUGAUCUCUUACACCACGAACAAGUUCCCAUCUGAAUAUGUUCCCACGGUGUUUGAUAACUAUGCGGUGACGGUGAUGAUCGGAGGGGAACCAUACACACUGGGACUCUUUGACACAGCAGGUCAGGAGGACUACGACAGACUGCGGCCCCUCAGCUACCCCCAGACCGACGUCUUCCUCGUCUGUUUCUCUGUGGUCUCCCCCUCCUCUUUUGAGAACGUCAGGGAAAAAUGGGUGCCAGAGAUCUCUCACCACUGCCCUCGCACGCCCUUCCUGCUGGUGGGAACUCAGAUGGACCUGCGGGACGACAGCAACACAGUGGAGAAGCUGGCCAAGAACAAGCAGCGGCCCAUAUCCCCCGAGAGCGGCGACAAGCUGGCACGAGAGCUCAGAGCCGUCAAAUACGUGGAGUGCUCCGCCCUUACACAGAGGGGGCUGAAAAACGUGUUUGACGAGGCCAUCUUGGCUGCCUUGGAGCCUCCUGAGACCAAACCCAAGAAGCGCUGCAUGCUGCUAUAAGGGACGAAGCUGGGAAAGGCUGACCAGAGGAACAGACCCAAACAGAGGGAGGGAGGGAGAGAGGGAGCAAUGGAAAGAGAGAGGGAGUGAUGGAGGGAGAGAGAGGGAGCGAUGGAAA